CCGAUGUCGGCCGACACCUCACCGCACGAGGUCACUGUUCGCGCUCGCACUUCCGAGCUCGGUGCGCUAUCCCAUCACGUCGCGAUGAUCGUCAGCAUCGCCAUCCGCCGGGCCCGAGGAGUUUGCCGCGCCGCCCGGCACCCGUGCGCCCCGAGCUUGCGAGGCCGGUCGUGCCAGGAGAAGCCGACCCCAGGCACAGACCAUACCCGGCAUGGCUCUGCUUACCGCCGCGGUGGGCGCCUCCGGCACGGCCUUGGGCCUGGUGACGAUCGGCAGCUUCGCGUGCCUUCCCGGCGGGAAGAAGGAGGAAGAGAUAGUCGUAAGCAGCGAUGCGUGCGCCAAGACGAUCGGCGUUGCCAUGUGCCUGCCCGCAGACAGCUGGAGGAAGACCCCUCGGCAGGUCACCCUCAUCGGCGAGCUGCUGGUGAUGAGCAGGCGCCCGGGUUCGGCGGACAGCUCCCUUCAGCUCGGCGGCACGCACGUCGAAGCGGAUGACUGCAUCGUCAAAAUCGUUUCGUUCUCUGGGGCAGUCUUGGCCACCUUCUGGCUGAACAGCCCAGUUGAAGCUGCGCGUUGGGCGGGGGAGCUGGAUUUGUCUUCCACGACAUUGCCCAAGAUGAUGAGUUUGAAUAGACAGCAGAUGGAGAAGCUCAGGGCCGAGCAGGCUCUCUGGGAGGGGAAGAUCGCCAUGGCGAAGGACUCCAGCACGCACCGGGAAAGGCUGUUGGUUGAGGUGGCCGAGAAAGAAAAGAGUAUGUCCGAGCUGACCUCGGAGAUCGAAAGUUUUAGGGACUUGCCGAAGACGCUGAGCCUCGACGGUCACCAGAUCGAGGAGCUGGAGCAGAUCGCCAAGGACAAGGAGAAGCAGGCUGCUGCGCUGCAGGCACAGCUGGACGCCUUUCAGGCGAUGCCGAAGAUGAUCAGCCUCAGCAGGAGGCAAAUCGCGCAGCUGGAGCAGAAGGCCGCGUCGGCAGAGGGCCGUGCCGCGGACCUGCAGCAGGAGCUGGAGGCGUUCCAGGAGAAGCAGAAGCGGCUGGCCGUGGAGCAGCAGCGGGUGGCGCAGCUCCGGGCCCAGCAGAGCCAGAAGGACAGCGCCAUCGCCUCGCUGAACUCGAGGCUCGCGCAGUUCCGGGAGCUGCCGAAGAUGCUGAGCAUCCGCCGCGUCCAGGCAGAGAAGAAGGAGGUCGAGCAGGACGACCGCAUCGCCGAGCUGGAGAGGCGGCUGGCGCAGGCGGCGGAGCUGCCAAAGAUGCUGAGCCUCAACAGGCGGCAGGCGCACGAGAUGGUGCAGCAGACGGCUGCCUGCGAGGCGGAGCUGGCCAGGAUGCGCCGCGAGGUGCUGCACAAGCGCGCCCAGGAGAUGCUCAAGCCCCGGAUCAUCUCGACCACCACCACCAGCUUCUACGAGGGCCCCGCAGUGGUGAAGCAGGUGGUCACAAAGCCCUUCAUCACAAUCCAGGAAGAGCAGCCACUGAGUCUCCCUGGCAAGGCGCUGGUGGGUGCAUGACCAGGCGAAUGGGCUCUUCCGCGUCACAUAUUUAAUCAUGCAUUGCGGUAGAACUGCAUUGUUUUUAGGGCACGAGUCGUCUUCGAGACGUCCCCAGUCUUCUAAGCGCUGGCGCGUUGGAAAUCACAUUCGCUUACUCACUCCAUUGCUCCCUUCCUUGCUUCCUUCACCACCUUGCUCUGCACCUCCCCCUCGCCAAGCACGCCGAGCUGCAAUUGAGUGGUCAUGAACGCGAGCGUCUGCUAAAAUUCGAUGGUGUAGCUUGUUACCUGUACAGCGCCGUUCCGACGGACAACGGACUGAAAUCUGAUUUCAGUGUCCAGCUUCUCUCAGUUUUCGGUCGCGGCAGGUCGCAGCAUUCAUGUUAGGUGGAUGUGGCCGACCUUGCUGUUCCCAUCGCUUGGUAUGGGCACGACAUCGGAAGCGGUGUUUAUCCCGCACCCUUGGUUUUCGGUGCCCGAAAACUUCAACUUCGAAACCGAACUUCUCCCCGACGCCUUGGUCACCAAGCCUUUCGGCACCCAGCCGCUUGUGGAACAGGCGUCGGUCAGUGACUGCGCGUGUCUUCGGCAUUUCGGCCUCGGCCCUGCACCGGCAGGUUGGCAAGACGGCCCCCCGCGCUCGAGGGAGUGCUCCGCUUCAUCCCCUUUCUUCGCUCCUCCUCCUCCUCCUGCUACUACUGCUGGCUGCUAAUAUUCCUCCUCCUAUCCUUCUUGACCAUGCUCAUCUCAUCGUCCUCAUCCCCCCCAUCAUCACCACCAGUUUUGCUAUUUUCACAGAUGUCGAUCGACCGUGCAGCCUGCUGAAUGUACAGCGCAUGCCCUGGGGCCACCAGCCUGGAAUCUCGUCUUCUGUACCCAGCUUCUCUGGGUUUUUCACUGCAGUACAGUGCAACGCGUCGAUUUAGGGUAGACGUGACCGGUGUUGUUGCCGCCAUCGUUUGGCAUGGGCAGGAGAUCGGGAGCACGACGGGCAAGUUGCGAAAA
Messenger RNA from Prorocentrum cordatum, 2493 nucleotides. Lineage: Eukaryota; Dinophyceae; Prorocentrales; Prorocentraceae. The record is from the annotation of a GenBank genome assembly.